This is a messenger RNA of Drosophila busckii, 4809 nucleotides long. RefSeq names its product plectin. NCBI's taxonomy places the organism in Eukaryota, Metazoa, Arthropoda, Insecta, Diptera, Drosophilidae. The record is from RefSeq and is a predicted model, not a curated record. Gene Ontology annotation, molecular function: transcription cis-regulatory region binding; zinc ion binding. Gene Ontology annotation, biological process: regulation of transcription by RNA polymerase II. Gene Ontology annotation, cellular component: nucleus.
UUUUAGACGUGAACGGACGUGCUGUGCUGUAGUUAAACUCAAAACAACUGUUGUAACAGUAACUGUAAAUGCGCAUUCUAACUUGUGUUUAACUAUUAAUUGAAAAUUAUAAUAUGCAUACUUAGUGAUUAAUUGAAUAGAACAGCAUUGUUUGUGAGAGUGUGCGAAUAUAUAUUUUUUUACUGUUUGUUUAACAUUUUUUUAAUGUUUAAUUUAUGAUUGUUGUUAGUGACAGUGAAUUGAAUGUACAAUUCAAAUGUGUAAAUGUGUAAAAUAAUGAAAUGCAAACGCAGCAAUGAAUUAGCGUAUUUUAUGUAAGCACAAAGCAUAAAUUACUAUUUCAUAUGCACACAGACAUGUUACAAACAUGCAUAAAUACUUAUGCUUGUGUGCAUUAGUAGUUGAAUUAAUAUGUGUGUAAGAGAAGAAACACACAACGUACGAUUUACGAACACGAACAAUAAAAGUAACUUUAGACAUUCCGAUUCCAAUUUGAUUCUCUGCCUUGUGUGAAAAACUAAUAAGUAAAAAGAAACGACAAAGUAACACCAACAGCAACAGCAGCAACAGCAGCAACAACAACAACAACAACAACAACAACAAAAGCAGCAACUACGACGACUACACAGAGAUAUCAUAGACACCACACGAAAGGCAAAAGAAGAAAAUAAAUAGCAAUUUUGACUAAAUAAAAGUUACCGAAACGCCGCCGCCAGUUCAGUUCAGUUCAGUUGUACGAGCUUAUGACCAGAUAAAUAACCAGCAGCCAAAGAAGAAGAAGAAGAAGAGGAAGAAGAAGCGGGAGCAGCUAAGAGACGAACUUUGGAUUGACACUUGUUACUGACACCGGGGUCUCGACCAAUGUCGUCGUCGCCGUUGUCGCUGCUGCGUCAAGAGGGCGGCGGAUAAACUGCAGUCAACAAGUGCCUGCAAGAGAGAGAAAGAGAGAGAGAGAGAGCGCGCAAGAGAGCGACGAGACAAGAGUGAGGAAGCAGCAGAGCUGAGAGCUGAAGUUGCGCCAGUAUUAAAGCAUCCUGGCAUGCAGCUAGCUGGCUGGCCGGCUGGCUGCUCCAACGCCUUCAAUUCCCAAUCGAAAUCCAAUUGAACUCGCGCCGAGCCGAGCCGAGCUUAAAGCAAAUUCCCAAUUGAUAGCCAGAUACGCGAUAUUGCCAAUAUGGAGCUGGAGGAGGAGAUAUGCAAUCCACAAUUAUGCCGAAUUUGCAUAACUUCGCAUACGAAUUCAAUGCAAAUGAUAUCCAUAUUCGGCGAGGACUCGCUCUGGCAAAAGAUCACCACGCUGGCGGAUGUUAAGAUAUCCAAGAAUGACACCUUGCCGCAACAGGUGUGCGUCGGCUGUGCCAAGACGGCGAUCUCGGCCUGCUUGUUCAAGAAGAAGUGCGAGGAUGCGGACAACUUUUAUCGGCAGCAGCUGCUGAUCAAGAAGAUCGAGGGCCACAACAGCAGCCAGAGCCACAGCAGCGGCAGCAGCAGCGCCGGCGAACUGCUGCAUGCGCCCAAUGAACUUGAGACUGGACCUGAGACGCAGACAGAGGAGGCGGCCACCACAGCUGGAGCAGCAGCAGCAGCAGCAGCAGCAGCAGCAGUUGCUGUGCGUCAGGGCAAGAGCCGCAAGAGUCGAGUGAGUGCCAGCGGCGGCAGCAGCAGCGGAAGCAGUGCCACUGGCAGCAGCAGCGGCGGUGGCAGCAGCAGCAGCAGUAGCAGCAACAGCAGCUCCGACGAGGAGGACGAGGCUGAGGCUACGCCGCGUGUGGAGCGUGUGCCAGGCACGGAGCAGAACGGACAUGGCAACAGCAAUGGGCAGCAGCAGCAGCAGGAGCAGGAGACCGAAAUGGAUGCACUCGAAGCGGAGCAGCAGCAGCAGCAGCAGCAGCAGACAGUCGCUGAUGUGGAGCAGCAAGCAGAAGUCGCGCAUGAGGAUGAGGACGCUGAUGAUGACAACGAUGGCGAGCUGCCCAACCAUAUGACACUCAAGUCCAUACGCCUGAUGCAGGAAUAUAUGCAGCAGCGCCUGAACAAGUUUCCAGGCGGGGCAGGCGACCAACAGCAGCGGCGUCAUGGCCAUGGUGAGGACGAGGAAGAGGAGGAGGAGGAGGAGGAGGAGGAUGACGAUGAGGACAUGUCGCUGCCACUGAUACCCGAAAUUGAGCUCAUUGAGCCCAACAUGCUGGCGGGCAGCGAUCAAGAUGCGGAUUGCAUUUCGGUGAACGGCGUGGCCGCCGCCCAAGCGACAGCAGCAGCAGCAGCGGCGGCGGCAGCGGCGGGCGUGCGCGGCUUCCAGUGUCCGCAUUGCUAUCAGAUCUUCGAGAUGAAGCAGAUACUCAAGGCGCACAUGCAGAGCGUGCAUGGCGCACCCGGUCCCGUCUACGAGUGCACCAAUUGCCGCAAGACCUACUUCUACAAGCGUUUCCUGGAGAAGCACAUACGACGUGGUCGCUGCGUCAAGAAGCGACGCAAUCAAACACGACCCAUGCAGUGCUCCGAUUGCCAUGUGCUCUUUCCCACUGGACAUCAUCUGGGCUGGCAUAAGCGCACUGGCUGCCCCUCCAAGGCGGCCAAGAUGCCGCUGCAGCAGCUCUUCAAGCAGAACAUUGUGCAGUUCAAUAAUUUCUCGAAGCGCAUGGCCACGCGCAAGCCGCCACUGGAUACGGCUGCAGUGCAUCUAAACAAUCGCAAACUGGGCCUGGCCAACAACAAGCGCAAGGGCCGCACUCGCAUCAAGCUGGACGCCAAGAAGAUUGCGCUGGCCAAGCAGCUGAUCUUGCGCGAGGCGACGACCACAGUCAUUGCCAAUGAGCUUAAUAUAUCGCGCACCUUUGCCUGGCGUCUGCGCAAGAGUCUGGUCAAUGGCGUCAGCCUGCACGAGCGUGUUGUCGAUCAAGCCAGCGAGGAGCAGCAGCAGCAGCAGCAGCAGCAGCAGCAACAGCAACAGCGACAGCAGCAACAGCAGCAGCAGUUGGAGGAACGCGAACGCGAACUCAACUAUGGACAGCUGAGCAUGAACAUGAGCAUGGGCAUGGGACUGAUCAAGCAGGAGCAGCUGGACAGCGAUGAUGAGCAGCAGUCAGCGCUGCAGCUGCAGCUGGACGAUGAGCUCGACGAUGGCGACUAUGCCGGCCACGAUGAAAUGGACGCAGGCGAAAUUGGCGCCGAGGAGACCGCAGGCUACGCUGCGGACGACGACGUCUGUGGCCAGCUGCUGCACAAUGGCUACAGUCCGAACGCCGGCAACGAUGCUGCCGAUGAGCAUGAGCAGCACUCGCUGGCGGGCAACAGUCGCGGCGUCUCCGUAUCGCCAGCAGCCAUGCUGAGCACACGCGCCGACGUCGAGGUCUAUCAGCGCUUGCUGGCGGAGUCGCAGCGCUUUCCGCACAUUGUCAAUGCUCAACAGUUGCAGCUGCAACAGCAACAGCAACAGCAACAGCAGCAGCAGCAGCAACAGCAGCAGAAAGCUGCGCACAAUGGCGCGCUGCCGAUGCUAACGCGUUAUCCGCCCGCCCAUGUGGCCACAGCCAAUCACGCAUUGCCUGUCAACUUGUCCCUGCGCUCCAUGCCAAGCACACGCAGCAGCCAUGAAGACAGCAACAGCAGCAGCCUAGCAGCACAGCAGCAACAGCAGCAGCAGCAGCAGCAGCAACAACAGCAGCUGCAUCAGCCUGGCAAGAAGCCGCGCAAACCGAACGUCUUUAUCGAUGAUGAAAAGUACGCCAUGGCCAAGCUGCUGGUGGCGCAGAACUCAUCCACCAUGGAGAUUGCGCGUGCGCUGAACGUUUCCCAGAUGACCGCCUGGAAGGUGCGCGAUGCCAUAUUGAAGGGCGUGCCGCUGUCGUAUCGCAAUAAGCGCGCUGGUGAGCGCGAGGAGCAGCGUCUGGCUGAUGCAGCUGCUGCAGCAGCAGCCAAGGAGCAACAUCACCAGCAGCAGCAGCAGCAGCAGCAGCAGCAGCAGGAGCAACAGCAACGACAGGAGCUGCAGCGACAGCAACAAUUGCAGCAGCAACAAAUGGAAUUGCUCAAGCAGCAGCAGCAAAAGCAGCAGCGACAGCAGCAAGAGUUGCUCUUGCAACAGCAACAACAGCAGCAGCAGCAGCAACUGCGUCACUCAGCAGCAGCAGAUACAUCACAUUAUCAGCAGCAGCAGCAGCAACAUCAUCAUCAGCAGCAACAACAGCAACAUGCUGCCCACAAUGGCGGCAAACUGUUGCAUCCACGUCGCCGCUUAAAGGCCGCAGAGCGCGAGCUGCGCGACAAGGAGAUCACACGCGAAAUACUCGAACUGAUCAAGGAGGACAGCAACAUACAGUACUGGAAGGUGUCGGCACGGCUGGCCGAGAAGGGCAUCAACAUAUCACCCUCGUCCGUCUGCCAGAAACUCAAGUCCAUGGGCAUACAUCGGCGCUGGAAGCCCGGCGACAAGCCGCCCAUGCUGGCGAUUAGUCAACUGAGCGCGACUGUGGCCGCCGCCGCUGCCGCCACGCUGGCCGCCAACGGUGGCAGCUUCGGCCUGGCCAACGGUGUGCCCGCCGGCCUGGGCGUCGGCGCACUCCCCGACGAUGUCUACGAGCAGCAGCAAUUCGACAUGGGCGGUCCACAUUUUCUCAGUGCCUUUACGCGCUAGACGAGAGUCGCCCAGCCCCAGUCCCAGCCCCAGCCCCAGACCCAGGCCCAGCCCCAGCACGUGCUCCCUUUAUAAAUUUAUAAGUAUUACACACACACACACACACACAGCAGUUGAAACAAAAGCAAACAACAAUUUGUAUUUUUUAUAUAGUAUUUAAAUAUGCAGCUCAGACA